CGCCAGGGAGAUGCGCCGCGUCUCCAUCAUCUGGUGUUGCGGCAUGGCAUCCUGCCUCUUUGACCUGCUCAGCGAAGGCAUUUCAGACUGGGAACUGCCCGCCCUGGCGUUCCUGGUGGAGGUCCUGGACUGCCUGGACUUGAGCGAAUGUGGCGAAAAAGUCCUGGAGAUCUUCACAAGUCAGCUGCAGAGCGAGUCCACGGAGAUGCGUCGCGUGGUGCUCCGCGGCCUCGUGGUGCUCACCUCGAUGGAUCCAAGCAUGUUCAACCUCACUGAAAGCCUUGGGAAACUACUGUGGGAUGCGGAUGAAGACAUCGUGGAGAUGACCCUCAUUGUGCUCAGCUUACUGCUGCUGCACAAAGACCUCACAAUAGCCAGCCCCAUCGCCCUGCAGCUGGCUGAGGCGCUCUGGCACCUCUUUGACAAUGAAAACAGCCAUGUGCAGCUGCUCUCCAUUCGCCUCUUCCAAGACGUGAUCACGCUGGUAGUGGCAAAGGACAAAAAGGCCCUGAAGAAGCAUGUGAGCGAGAGCCUGCUCCCGCUCUUCUUCCACUGCCACGAUGAGAACGGGCGUGUGGCACAGGCCUCUCGGGAAACGCUGCUUUCUGCAGUAAGGUUCCUGAAGAGGAAGGAUCUCAAGCAGCUGCUGAAGACGGAUCAGAUGUGGAGGUUGGCCGAGUGCUUGCUGGGAGAGGAUAGGAGCCGUGCGGCCGAGCGCCUGCGCCAGGCCCUGCCAUACCUGCGGAGCCCACAGGAGCCCCUGCGAGAGGCGGCCGUCAGGUUCAUUGGAGCCUGGGCGCAGGCAUCUGCAGCCCUGGCUGGCCUCGGCACCGCUGCCACCCUCUGGCAGCCAUGA
Molecule: messenger RNA, 856 nt
Organism: Haemorhous mexicanus (house finch)
Lineage: Eukaryota; Metazoa; Chordata; Aves; Passeriformes; Fringillidae
Exons: 7
Coding region: 11-856 (281 amino acids)
Cellular component (GO): cytoplasm
Source: RefSeq, a predicted model, not a curated record